CUAGCAUUCAGACUUAUAGAACGCUGCUAAUUUGUUUCCACCCUCCGUAGCAUAUUGUGGUGCGGUGUAACAACAUGAUAGGAAGGGUGCGCACAUAUAUUUUUACGUGAGUGGCAAACCUAUGCACGAAUGUCGUUCAAAGUCGUUCGGAAGCCCGAGGGCGGGGAUGUUUCCUUGUUAUCUCCAUCGAAUUACGACGACGAUGCACCCUCUUUACAUUCAGAGCGCAGCAGUCAAGAUGACGACAGUGAUGAUGAUAAGGUACUUAAAGGGGCACGAACGUCGGCGGAUAUUAGGAAGUACGAUCGUGGUGUAUUAGAAGAGGAAGAAGAAAGGGACGAGCUACUGGAGAGGAAUCGACAGGGCGGGAAGAGGAGAGGGAGUGCAUUGGAAGGAAUAAGCUCCGGACUCAGAGGUCUAUGGAGUAGGAGCCAUGUUCUGUUACCUGGAGCCGAUGAUGGAGGUUCCGCAAACCAGAAUGAUAAAGCCGAGCCAGAAGACAAACGACGCCAAAGGAGAAUUAGAAGGCAAAUGAAGAAGGAAAAAUUGAUGGAAGAUGCAAGUUAUGGCGAAGCUGGAGAGUUAAUGAUUGAGAUGGAAGGGGGGCGCAUGAAAGAAGGCAGUGUGACAGGUUCAAGCAGCGAAACCGAUGAGAGUGACGAUGCCGAUAGACGUGGCUUGCUCAACAUACGGGACAAGACAGUACAACGAAAAAAGGCGAAAUGGGCUUGGUGCGCUAUAUACCUUUUGAUUGCAGUAGGUUUUAUGGCUCUGGUAUUGGUGGCGUGGAAAUUGUCGCUGAAAGCACGUUUCACGAAAGUUCACCAAAAUAUUUUGAGCAAUGGCACAGCUUUAUUCGCUCCAACAACGAUUCUGAUAAGCUUAGAUGGGUUCCGAGCCGAUUUCUUAAAGCGGGGCAUCACGCCUAGAUUAAAUGCUUUUGUGGAGGAGGGGAUCUCGCCUGUCUAUAUGAUGCCUAGCUUCCCUUCUGUCACCUUCCCAAACCAUUAUACAUUGGUUACUGGUCUUUACCCAGAAUCACAUGGAGUUGUGGGAAAUACAUUCUGGGACAAAGAACUAGAAGAAAAAUUCUACUACACCAAAUCUGAAGCGAUGAAUAAGAAAUGGUGGGGUGGUGAACCUCUCUGGGUCACUGCUGAAAACCAAGGAAUUAGAACUGCCAUUCACAUGUGGCCAGGGAGCGAAGCACAUAUCAUGGAUGUGGAGCCGUCAUACUUGGAUAAAUACAACGGGAAAGAAUUGCUGCCGAAUAAAGUCAGCCGAGUACUUGAGCUUCUAGAUAAGCCUGGUCAGGAGGAUAACCAAGCAGAAAUAGCUGAUAUGAGACCUCAACUCAUCGCGGCGUACGUGCCCAAUGUUGAUCAGCAUGGACAUCUUUAUGGACCAAAUAGUACUGAAAUUAGGACAACAAUAUCAGAAGUAGACACUAUGCUUGAUCAACUGUUUCAAGGACUAGAGGCAAGGAAUUUGACAAAUAUCGUCAACGUUGUUGUUGUUUCAGAUCAUGGAAUGGCUACUACAGACAAAAACCGCCUUAUUCAACUGGAAGACAUCGUUGAUACUAGUCUAAUUGAGCACACUGACGGCUGGCCCUUGUAUGGACUUCGGCCAAAGGACCCUGCGCACCUUCAAGGCCUUUACGAUAGUUUGGCUGCGGAAGCUGCCAUUAAUCCCAAUUUUGAGGUCUACCUACGUGAUGUCAAUAUGCCUGAACGUUAUCAUUUCUCCAAAAAUGAACGAAUUGCCCCCCUAUGGAUUGUUCCAAAGACUGGUUGGGCAAUUGUCACGAAGGAUGAAAUUGAUGUAGUUGAAGCAAAGGCAAAAGGCAUUGUCUAUCAUCCUCGAGGACUGCAUGGCUACGAUCAUGAACAUCCGCUCAUGAGGGCUAUUUUUAUCGCUAGAGGCCCUGCUUUCCCGCAUGAGCCAAAUAGCCGUGUUGAGCCUUUUCGUAAGUUCUGUACGGUCUUCAUCAGCCAAACCUUACUAAUAUGAUGUAGAAAAUAUUGAAGUAUACAACAUAAUUUGUGACUCUCUCGCUCUUACGCCCAAACCGAAUAACGGUACACUACGCCUUCCGCUCAAGCCUAUUGGACUUCAUUCGCCCGACACAUCCCCUCCCGAACCUGCUGACCCAGAGCCUGUUCCUUUGAAAUCAGUCUCUCCAACAAAUGGGACUCUGUCUAUAUCGCCAAUUGAAGCUAGUCCUGCAGCAGAUCCAGAGCCGGUUCCUUCGAAAUCAGUCUCUCCAACAAAUGGAACUCUAUCUGUAUCGCCUAUUGAAGCUAGUUCUGCCGCAGAUCCUAAUGUCGUCCCUCCACAUAUGGUAGGUGUUGAUGUACCAGAAAGCUCGGAAGACCCAAAUGUGGACAGACCGGUAGUGGAAGACGAAAGUAGUACGACAAAUGAUGCGAAGAAUUGGUGGGCAUGGUUCAAGGGAGAAUUGGACGACUUUAAAGGCUGGGUUUCUGAUUUGUCCCAUGGAAAUGGGAAGAAUGAGACUCAGGCGCAAAAAUAGAAUUGUUUUUAAUAUUUUUUGGCGCUAGCAUGGGAUAUUCUAGGAGUUUCGGAACUAGAUAUAUACUGGCUGAUUAGGGAAUUCAUCAGGAGGCGCCUUUAAUUAGAUACCAUGGUUGGAAUUUCAUGUACAAUAGAUUUAUUAAGACAUCGCUUUAUGCUUAUGAACUGACGUUUAAACUC
Molecule: messenger RNA, 2718 nt
Organism: Sclerotinia trifoliorum
Lineage: Eukaryota; Fungi; Ascomycota; Leotiomycetes; Helotiales; Sclerotiniaceae
Source: the annotation of a GenBank genome assembly